Messenger RNA from Rangifer tarandus platyrhynchus (Svalbard reindeer), 486 nucleotides. NCBI's taxonomy places the organism in Eukaryota, Metazoa, Chordata, Mammalia, Artiodactyla, Cervidae. The record is from the annotation of a GenBank genome assembly.
AUGUGUAGGAUCGUACAAUUUCCUUUUUCAGCGAAUCUACUCUUGAGAUCCUUCCUGGUGGUACCAUCUGAAUUGAACAUCAUACAUCCAAACAUCUGCAAACAUCCCAGCCUCCUGUGUUGUUUUUUGGUUGGCAUUACGUGGUGUCAGAAGCAGGAUACAGGAUGCAGACCUGCCCAAGCCCUCACCAACUCUGACACUGCCUUGGAUUCAAAGCAGUGGCUCCAUUCCACAGACAAGGAAAAUGAGGCUCCAGAACCAGCGGGCAGCCCUGCUGCUGGGAUGAGGCAGAGCAGUGACCUGAACCCCGAGGCAGAAGAGUCUCAGCGGGGCGGUUAUCUGUCUGCUGAAGACACAGAUACACACUUAAAAAGACAAGAGAUUGGACUUCCCCGGUGGCUCAGUGGUAAAGAAUCUACCUGCCAACGCAGGAGACCCUGGUUUUACCCCUGCUUCAAGAAAUCCCACAUGCUGAGGAGCAGCUAA